This is a messenger RNA of Acinonyx jubatus (cheetah), 1629 nucleotides long. It is a transcript of the gene DERPC, whose product is annotated as DERPC proline and glycine rich nuclear protein. Bases 1 to 1629 code for a protein of 542 amino acids. The transcript has a single exon. NCBI's taxonomy places the organism in Eukaryota, Metazoa, Chordata, Mammalia, Carnivora, Felidae. The record is from RefSeq and is a predicted model, not a curated record.
AUGAAAGAACCCCGGAUUUUCCCUAGAGAGCGGCCAACUCCUUGGACUCGUGCUCAGUUGCCACCUCGAGGACGACUCGACGGUUCUUUGGGACCACAGGGGGGUCCUGUCCUAAACACAGGUCACCCGCUGGGCAUGAACUCUGAUCCCUUCCUUAUGGCAACUGGUUCUCUUGGUGGAAAUCUGGCCCCAUUUCCAAGGAACCCAUCACCUUUUCCAACUUCAUCAGGCUCAUUGGCUUCAAAUCCAGCACCUUUCCCUGCUGGUGCUCGUGACCCAGGCAUGGCUUCUUUUCCAAGAGGGAUGAAUCCCACUGGCACAGGUGCAGUUUCUUUCCCAAGGCCUGGUGGCCUCUUGGGCCCAGGUCCAGGCCCAGGCCCAUCUCUAAACCCAAGGGCAGGGGCUCUACCAGGCCCAGGGCCUCUGUCUAAUCCAAGGUUAGGGGGUCUCCCGGGGCCAGGUCCUAUGUCCAACCCAAGGGCAGGUGGUCUCCUGGGAACAGGUCCUGACCCCAGAAGUGGCGGCCCCAUGGGCCCUGGAUCUGGGCCCAACCUGAGAGCAGGUGUCCUGUUGCCUUCUGGGAAUGGUCCUCCUAAUCCUAGGCCUGUUGGCCUGGGACCAGGACCCAGUCCCAAUCUGAGAUCAGGCUUCGUUGGUACAAACCCUGCCCCGAGAUCAGGUAUGUUUCCAGGCCCUGGCCUUGGGCCCAACCCAAGAGCAAAUAGCCUGGGCCCAAGCCUUGGGCCCAACCCAAGGGCAGGUGGCCUGGGACCAGGCCCAAAUCUGGACACCAGAGCAGGUGGCCUCCUGGGCACGGGAUCUGGUCUUAACUUAAGGAUGGCUGGACCUCAAGGCCUAGAUCUUGCCCCCAUUUUAAGAGCAGCAGGUCUAUUAGGAGCAAAUUCAGCUGCUUUCUCACAGGCUUCUGGAAACAUGGGCACAAGCCCAUCCUCUAUGGCAAGAGUACCUGGCCCCAUGGGCCCAAACUCGGGUCCUGGUUCUCGGGGAAUUGGCCUUCCAGGGCCAAAUCCAUCUCCCAUGUCCAGAGCUCCCGGCCCCAUAGGCCCUAAUUCAGCUCAUUUUUCAAGGCCAGCUGGGCCCAUGGGAGUAAAUGCCAGUCCCUUUCCAAGGGGGACCGGUUCAGGAGGGCUGAAUCCAGCUGCCUUUUCUCAGUCUUCUGGCACAUUGGCUUCAAAUCCAGCUACCUUCCAGAGGUCUGCUGGCCUCCAGGGCUCAAGUCCCGCAAUUUUCCCAAGAACCUCUGGGCCACUAGGCCCCAACCCAGCUAACUUCCCAAGGGCCAGUGGCUUGCAGGGCCCAAGUCCUGCUGCCUUCCCAAGGUCUACUGGCCCAUUAGGCCCUGGUCAGGUUACUUUCCCCAGGUCAGCUCCUGGGCCCCUGGGCUCUUCUCCAGCAGGCCCUGUGGGCAUCAACCCAGCUCCUUUUGCAAGGCCAACUGGAACCCUGGGUCUAAACCCAGCUUCCUUUCCAAGGAUGAAUGGCCCUGUGAGCAAGACUUUGGUCCCAUUUCCUAGAGUGGGGAACCUCCCUGGCACAAACCCAGCUGCUUUCCCCAGACCAGGGGGUCCUAUGGCUGCAAUGUACCCAAAUGGAAUGUUACCCCCUUAA